AUGCCUUAUAGGCGAUUGACGUCAGGCAAUUUGUUGUCAUUGGCGGCUCCCAAGAUGGCGUCCAUCAUGGAAGGGCCGCUGAGUAAAUGGACUAACGUAAUGAAGGGCUGGCAGUACCGUUGGUUCGUGUUGGACUACAAUGCAGGGCUGCUCUCCUAUUACACAUCCAAGGACAAAAUGAUGAGAGGCUCUCGCAGAGGAUGUGUUAGACUCAGAGGAGCUGUGAUUGGUAUAGACGAUGAGGACGACAGCACCUUCACAAUAACUGUUGAUCAGAAAACCUUCCAUUUCCAGGCUCGUGAUGCUGAUGAGCGAGAGAAGUGGAUCCAUGCCUUAGAAGAAACUAUUCUUCGACAUACUCUUCAGCUUCAAGGUUUGGAUUCAGGAUUUGUUCCUAGUGUCCAAGACUUUGAUAAGAAACUUACGGAGGCUGAUGCUUACCUACAAAUCUUGAUAGAACAGUUAAAGCUUUUUGAUGACAAACUUCAAAACUGCAAAGAUGAUGAACAGAGAAAGAAAAUUGAAACUCUCAAAGAGACAACAAAUAGCAUGGUAGAAUCAAUUAAACACUGCAUUGUGUUGCUGCAGAUCGCUAAAGACCAGUGUAAUGCGGAGAAGCACGCAGAUGGAAUUAUAAGUACUAUUAAUCCUGUAGAUGCAAUAUAUCAACCUAGUCCCUUGGAACCUGUGAUCAACACAAUGCCUUCCCAGACUGUCUUACCUCCAGAGCCUGCUCAGUUGUGUAAGUCAGAGCAGCGUCCAUCUUCUCUACCAGUUGGACCUGUAUUAGCUACUACCUUGGGACAUCAUCAGACUCCAACGCCAAAUAGUACAGGCAGUGGGCACUCACCACCUAGUAGCAGUCUAACUUCUCCAAGCCAUGUCAACUUGUCUCCAAACACAGUCCCAGAGUUCUCUUAUUCUAGCAGUGAAGAUGAAUUCUAUGAUGCGGAUGAAUUCCAUCAGAGUGGCUCAUCCCCAAAGCACUUAAUAGAUUCCUCUGGAUCUGCCUCAGUCUUGACACACAGCAGCUCAGGAAAUAGUCUAAAGCGCCCAGAUACCACGGAAUCACUUAAUUCUUCCAUGUCCAAUGGAACAAGUGAUGCUGACCUUUUCGAUUCACAUGAUGAUAGAGAUGAUGACGGGGAGGCAGGGUCGGUGGAAGAGCACAAGAGUGUUAUCAUGCAUCUGUUGUCACAGGUUAGGCUUGGAAUGGAUCUUACUAAGGUAGUUCUUCCAACAUUUAUUCUUGAAAGAAGAUCUCUUUUAGAAAUGUAUGCAGACUUUUUUGCACAUCCGGACCUGUUUGUGAGUAUUAGUGACCAGAAGGAUGCCAGAGACCGAAUGGUUCAGGUUGUAAAAUGGUACCUCUCAGCCUUUCAUGCAGGAAGGAAAGGAUCAGUUGCCAAAAAGCCGUACAACCCCGUUCUGGGCGAGAUCUUUCAGUGUCACUGGACGUUACCAAAUGAUACAGAAGAGAAUGUGGAGCUAGUUUCAGAAGGACCAGUUCCCUGGGUUUCCAAGAAUAGCGUAACAUUCGUGGCUGAGCAGGUUUCCCAUCAUCCACCCAUUUCAGCCUUUUAUGCUGAGUGUUUUAACAAGAAGAUACAAUUCAAUGCUCAUAUCUGGACCAAAUCAAAAUUCCUUGGGAUGUCAAUUGGGGUGCACAACAUAGGACAGGGCUGUGUCUCGUGUCUAGACCAUGAUGAACAUUACAUUCUCACAUUCCCCAAUGGUUAUGGAAGGUCUAUCCUCACAGUGCCCUGGGUGGAACUAGGCGGAGAAUGCAAUAUUAAUUGUUCCAAGACUGGCUAUAGUGCCAAUAUCGUCUUCCACACUAAACCUUUCUAUGGGGGCAAGAAGCACAGAGUUACUGCUGAGAUUUUUUCUCCAAAUGACAAGAAGUCUUUCUGCUCAGUUGAAGGGGAAUGGAAUGGUGUAAUGUAUGCAAAAUACUCAACAGGGGAAAAUGUAGUUUUUAUAGAUACCAAGAAGUUGCCUAUAAUCAAGAAGAAAGUGAGGAAGUUGGAAGAUCAGAAUGAGUACGAAUCCCGCUGCCUUUGGAAGGAUGUCACUUUCAACUUAAAAAUCAGAGACAUUGAUGCAGCAACUGAAGCCAAGCAUAGACUUGAAGAAAGACAAAGAGCAGAAGCCCGAGAAAGGAAGGAAAAGGAAAUUCAGUGGGAGACAAGGUUAUUUCAUGAAGAUGGAGAAUGCUGGGUUUAUGAUGAACCAUUACUGAAACGUCUCGGUGCUGCCAAGCAUUAGGUUGGGAAAUGCAAGGUUUGCUCCUGGUGACCCGGGCAGGAGGCACAAUGAAGUAACAGUCUUCCUUUGGGAGAACCUAUUCACUCCCUUCUUAUUGCAGUGGUUCCUAUCUCAGGGAUACUGGACUUUCUGAUGCAGAGGAACAAUUAAAGCAAGAAAAGCUUCCCUUUUUCCUGUUCUGUGGCAGUUAGUGUUGACUUUGGUCUUGAGAAAAAACUUCAGGUUUUGAAAACAAGAUGUCUGCUCCUUUUCCAAAUCCCACGUUAUAAAUCCCAGUCUCAAACUCUGCACUCUAGUAUUGCUAUUGAGAUAUACAUCUGUUUCCUAGUUCAUAUAAUCUUGGGUUCUAUAUAUAUAUAUAUAUAUAUAUGUAUGUAUAUACAUAUAUAUAUAUAUAUAUACACACACACAUACACAUAUAUAUACAUAUAUAUAGGUGAUGCCAGAUUUUUCAUAAAUAUGCCAUCUACUGUAAAUAUUGGUUCCUCUGAGUUGUUUUAGAAAAUUUAGCACAAUGUAUUAAAACCACGUGUUAGGAAAUUUCCUGGUCUCACCUACAAUAACUUUUAUUUUGGAAUUGAACUAUUAUUAAAUUGUAUCCAACUCUGGACUACAGUUUAAUUAUACUCAGUGCUUCUUAAGGCUUCAUAAAGUAAUUUUUCCAACCUUUUUUUUUAGUGUGUUUCUUUUAUUAUUUUUAUGAUUAAACUUGAACCCAGUUAUUUGGCAGCCUUGAAUACAGGAGCUAGCUUUUUUUUUUUUUUUUUUUUUUUUUCUUUUUUUUUGCGGUACACGGGCCUCUCACUGUUGUGGCCUCUCCCAUUGCAGAGCACAGGCUCUGGAUGCACAAGCUCAGUGGCCAUGGCUCACGGGCCUAGCCGCUCCGCGGCAUGUGGGAUCCUUCCAGACCGGGGCACGAACCCGCGUCCCCUGCAUCGGCAGGCAGACUCUCAACCACUGCGCCACCAGGGAAGCCCCCAGGAGCUAGCUUUUUACAGGGACUCUUGAAGUAAUGAAGGGGUCCAUCCUUUUCCUUCCUUAGGCUCUGUGUUCUGUCUUUAGCCCCCACAAUGCUAUUCACAAGUUUUAAUUGAACUCUCAAGUAGUACACAUAGGGCUACCGACAUUUUAUCCAAAAAUAUUUUAUUGCCUUAGAGAAUUUGGGACGAAUGUUUAUUUUUAGAUCCCCACCCCACACCAAAACAAAAUAUAAUAAAAGGAAUGCCACAGCAGCAAAUGGCUCAUUCUGAAGGGCAAUACAGAAUUACCUUUAUUUUUAAAUACAUUAUAAACAACAACACAGGUAUUAUUAGUAUUAGCACCUGGCAUUUAGGUACUAAUAAGAAAGACAUCAACUACAUAGGGCCUCUGAAGCCUGUCAUACAGAACUCGAUUCUCAAUCUGAGAGGACCAGGACAGGCCAGGGAGUCUCAGAUGGCUCCUGCAAGCUUUUUGGUUACAUUGGCCCACCUGCUAAUUGCUCUCUGCGGCUGCUAUAGUAACCCUUGGUUUGUUAGUCACAACAGAAGGAGGGGCUGGGGGGGGGGUACAAAUUCUAUGAUGCCAGUGCAAAAAUUCAGUGGAAGCCCUAAGGCAGUAGUAGUGUAACUAACUUCAUAAAAUUCAAACAACAACAAACAAACACUUUUAAAUACACAGUGCUUCAGGCCAAUGAGACUGCAGUUUAUUUGACUAUUUUAUGGUAGGGGAGAAGGUUAAGUCUUGAUGUGAAAGCCCUGAUAUCAAUAACGGGGAUGGUACAAUCUGCCAGCAGAGGGGAGGUUGGCAGGUAGGUUAGCUGCAUCACUUCACAAGAAGAGUUUGAAUCCUCACUGGAAGGGGUACCAUCCUCUUCCGGCUCAUACUUCCCAAAUCCAACAACCUGAAAGAGGCCAAAGACUUGAGGUGAGAGAGAAUGCUGACCAAAUUUGGGCAAAGACCUGUUAGGAUCUCUGAUACCAAUCUAAAUGACAACCCUGGAAAGGACAGAGCUACAGCUUAGGUAACCAUACUCACAUGAACGCUGAGCAUUUUACUUCCUGGUCCUCUAUGAGCCUUGAACCAGUUGACUAGGUCUGAUUUUGAGAAUGAUUUCAGUGCUUCAAUCUUAAAGGGGGAAGGGAGGACAGGAAAGAAAGAAAGCUAUAAAAGACUAAUAAUGUAUUUUCUGUAAAGAUAUUAAACAUAACACCCUAGGCA
Molecule: messenger RNA, 4467 nt
Organism: Mesoplodon densirostris (Blainville's beaked whale)
Lineage: Eukaryota; Metazoa; Chordata; Mammalia; Artiodactyla; Ziphiidae
Gene: OSBPL9
Product: oxysterol binding protein like 9
Exons: 24
Coding region: 1-2268 (755 amino acids)
Cellular component (GO): membrane; intracellular membrane-bounded organelle; cytosol
Molecular function (GO): sterol binding
Source: RefSeq, a predicted model, not a curated record